UUGGCUGUUGCUCAUUUUGAUGCCGUCUUCGCCUUUAUGGGACACUUUCGUAAAGAACACGUACGAGAGAUGAUUACUCAACUGCAGCCAGAAGUACUGAACACUAACGAAUUGUGUAUGGCAGCAUUUGGUGUACGAUGUGCAGCAGUCUUUAGAACGGCUCAUAAGGGGCUAGAGAUGCAAAUCAAGGAAGCUGUUGUGGUGGGAGGAUAUCGUAGCGCGUCAUUUCAGAAAGGGUUGGCUGGACCUUACGGGGCGGGGCGCGAGGAGGAUAGAUCGGCGGAAAAUAGCGCUGAGUGA
Molecule: messenger RNA, 300 nt
Organism: Strongylus vulgaris
Lineage: Eukaryota; Metazoa; Nematoda; Chromadorea; Rhabditida; Strongylidae
Source: the annotation of a GenBank genome assembly